CUCUCUUGCAAAACUCUCACGUUUCCAGUGCAGAGUCGACCUCUCCCACUCUGUUCCUGAAACUCCCCACGCACUUGACAGCAGGAAAGUAACUCCUCCCACAGCCCAGAGUGAGGAGAGAGAGCACAGGGAAUAGAGAGAGGAUAACAGCCCCACUGCGGAAUUUCUGACAACACACAGCCCGAGGAACUGGACCUCCGAGCGGCUACUGGCUCUUCCACAGACUGGGGCACCUUUCCCGAAGAAGUGGAGAGGUCGGCCUGGGGAUAUUUGGAAGGCGGUAGGGAAGGUGGAAAUCGACCGAUUCUAGCACAGAGCCCACGCCGGCGCCGGGGGCUUCUUCCCCGGGGAUCAGGAAGACGCUGUUGCCGCUAAGGGAGAAGAGAAGAAGACACUAUGAGGGGUUUAGUAUUGCAACUGUUGGCGGUUGCCACAGCAUGUGUGUCCCUCACAGAGGAACAGAGUAACAGACACAGGGUCCGCAAGCAUCGGUCUAUUCGGGGAGGCAUGUGUCGCUAUGGUCUUCGGACAGACUGCUGCUGGGGAUGGAAUCGUAGACCUUGGGGGCAGUGCCAGCCUUUCAUCCCGUUAAUGCAGAGAAUAUGUCGAGUAACGUACCCUCUGAAAGCUGUGUGCCAACAUGGAUGUAAACACGGCGAGUGUGUGGGACCAAAUAGAUGCAAGUGCUACCCGGGGUACACAGGCAAAACGUGUAGUCAAGAUUUUAAUGAAUGUGGGAUGAAACCUCGCCCGUGCAAACAUCGAUGUAUGAAUACGUAUGGCAGCUAUAAAUGCUACUGUCUGAAUGGCUACAUGCUCAUGUCUGAUGGUUCCUGUGCAAAUAUGCGGUCAUGUGCCAUGGCAAAUUGCCAGUACGGUUGCGAUGAGGUGAAAGGAGAGAUUCUGUGUCGUUGUCCAUCACCAGGGCUGCAGCUUGGACCAGACAGGAGGACCUGUGUGGAUGUUGAUGAAUGUGCCACGGGAAGUGUUGUGUGUCCAAGAUUUCGGAAAUGCAUCAAUACCUUUGGAAGUUACUACUGCAAAUGUCAUGAUGGCUUUGAACUGAGGUACUUCAAUGGCAAAUAUCGGUGUCUAGAUGUUGAUGAGUGUGCAAGGAGGACACAUAAAUGCAGUGCUUUUGCGACCUGUCAGAACACACCAGGCUUGUACAAAUGCAAGUGUAUAACUGGCUAUAGGGGAAGCGGUUUCAGCUGCACACCUGACAGGAGGAUAAUCAAUGGAAAGUUGCCAUUUUUUCCAAUUCCACCCAAAGACAAUAAAACUAUGAACAGUGUUGACCUGGAGAUUACUACCCCGACAAUCACUGUGAGGAAGACAAUCCCAGUGACCCCAGCCCGGAGAAUUAACACCCCGCCACUCAUCACCUACAAGCCAGAGGUCAAAACGCAAAGCCCCAUCACUACUGCAAGUAGAGACACCACCACAUCCUUGACCACAACCUCAACUAUAGCCUCAACCACAACCUCAACUGUACCCAUGACCACAACCUCAACUAUACCCUCAAUCACAAGCUCAAGCACAGCUGCAACUGUGGACAACAGGAUCCCGAAUGAGGUGCCUCGGCAAAGAGGAGAUGUUUUCAUCCCACGUCAGCCUGGAGGGAAUGGGGCCUUAUUUGGCCUUCUGGAUAUUGAGAAGGGGAUUACUGCGGAGGAGAAUGAUGCAAGGGAUGACCAAGACGUUUUGAUGAACAGCUGCAACUUUGACCACGGAAUGUGUGGCUGGACCCAGGAGAAAGAAUCGGGAAUUCACUGGGAGCGAGUCCCUGCCUCUUCAGGUCGCAGUUGGUAUCUGACUCUCCUCGGAUCUAACGACAAACCGAGAGAAACGGCUCAUCUUGUCCUUGCGCUGGGACAAGUACCACUUUCAGGCAACCUCUGUAUAACAUUCAGGCACAAAUUGUCUGGAGACUCUGUUGGCAAGAUCCAGGUCUUUGUGAAGAAAUAUGGCAAAUAUGGGCAUGUCCUGUGGGAGAGGAACAGAGGGCACAACUGGAGGACCAGUCGGUUCACAUUGAAAGGGCCCGGUCUUGAAAGUAUCAUUUUUAAAGGAGUGCGUGAGUGGAAGACAGGCGAAAUCAGCCUGGAUGACAUCAGCUUGCAGAACGGCCACUGCUCUGGAAAAACUCUGCGACAGUGGUAAAACGUGAAGAGGUUUUUAAAGGAUGUGAUCUUAUUCCCCCAUGACCCCCAUCUGUGAGAGGAAUGGUCUUGAGGGAGAGAUUAUCAGCAGGAUGUCUUUCUCUUUGCUAAAAUUGCACAGAGGAGCCGAAUCUAGGCCGGACAAAGCCCUGUGAGGGCACAAGAACUUCAAAUGAGCUCAGUGUUUCUAUUACAGUUUACCUUGUAUGCAUCUGCGGUCCUUAUAAGAAUGUGACUGAAAUCUCCAUUGUUUAGGAGGCACUGAAUUGAACACUAUUUCUUUACAGCUAGUUAAUCAAUAUGUUACUACAUCACCCAGGAUAACAAUGUGUGGCUUGGCUAGACCCUAGUUAUUCCUGAAAUCCGUGAAUUGUUUUUAUGUGGUUCAAUAUCUAGUAUCAGCCCAGCUGUCUGAAAAUUCCCCAAGGGUAGACCAGCCAAAUUGUACAUGUCACACAAGAGACUUCUCAAAUGGCCUGAAUUUUGUGCCUCACCACUGCCUUUGCGACAUUUGGUGUGACCAACCUUUUAGGGGAGAUGGGGUAGAAUCUCUUUACAGUCUCUCAGAAGAACAAGUGAAAUGACUUGCCCUUUUCUCUUCCUCUUUCUUAUCACCAGUGGCAAACUUCACCGGUGUCCUGUAGCUAUUGUCAAUUUUAAUGCUGCCUGUUAAAUUGGGGACUUCUGUUAAAUUAUUCCCACUUUUGUUUCAGCUGAAGCUGAAAAGGUAUCUCAACCCCCAUCUUCCCUGCCCCCUCCAUAUCAAAAUACAUUUGCAACAACAUGGAAGCACUAUUGUCACUGCUAGUGGGUGAGUUGAUCCUUUUCCUGUUUGGCAUCCCCCCUAGUCCUGAUGUUGUGUGGGCUGUUGAUUAACAGCCCCCAUAACCAUCCAAAAAUGUACUGAAGUGUAAAUGAAUUUAUAUUGUUAUAGGGCUGUUAUCUCAUUCUAUUCAACAUUAGUGUUUUUUUUUAAUCUAGUAUUUACUGAAAUUAUCUGUAUUUGUCAAGGUACUCAAUGGUACUGUAUAUAACAUUGCAGGGAAGAAUUGUCUUAUGCCGUGUAUUUCUACAAGCUUUUGCUGGCAGCUGUUGAGGUUUGUAGCAGUGCUUUAUAAGAUGGCAGUGCGAACAAAUCAGAAUGUGCAGCUUUUGUAGUCCACAGAAUCACUGCUACAAACUCAGAAGAUAAACAUUAAGCAUGCUUUCUUGUUUCUGUAAUGCAAUAAUUUUUUAAACAGAUUUUUGUCCUAUUAAGGAGAAGUAUGGUGAUAUGCCCCAAUCACAAUCGCCCUUGUUCUGUAGUCAGGGUGUAGGAGAUCAGUCCUGUACAACUAGGUGGAAUCCCUCAUUUUGACUUUAUUUGAAUUUAUGGUUAACCAAACCUUCCGUUGUUAUACAACAUCAAAACUGCAACUGUGCCCCUCUGCCAUACUCUCACUACUGUUUAUAAUAAUGGGUUGAGAAUGGGAAUAUUCAAGUAGUUUGAUCAUCCACAAAUAUGUUCCUGUUCUAGCCUUUUUUCUGUUUUAGUGAGUUAUGUUAAACAAUACUCAAGUGUUGAGUGACACUUAGAUCCGGAGGUCACUGUGAUCCUCUUGCCACGAGAAAACAUUUGUAUUAUCUAGAGUCAGUUAUUAUUUCCUGCCCUCACAUUUUAUUAGUAAAUGAUUUGUCCUGAGUAUGUGUGUGUAUGUGUGUGUGUAUAUAUAAUAUACAUAUAAAGUAUAUAUUGUAUAUAUAUGUAUGUAUUCAUUGCCCCCCCCUUAACAUGACCACUGUCAACUGAUCCAUGAAGUGUAAUCGGCCUUAGAAUAAUGACAAUCCAUGUACGUUCACCACAAGCUGUUAGCGACUAGUUACGAUAAUUAAUACAAGCAGUAAUGGUGUUUCUUUGCAAGCUGACAACCAAAUUUUUUGUUUUGUUUUAAACUUGUCCUGACUUGACAAAGCUAUUCCAGACACCAAAGGGAUUUCAGGGAAAAAAAAGGUGCUGUUUUCAUAAUAAAAUCUACUUGUGCAAAGGUGCCUGGUCUCAUUAUUGUAAGGGUAAUUCAGUAAUUACCUUCAGUAAUUUUUGAAUAGUUUGCCCAAACACCAGAACCCUUUGAGGAAUUUGGUUGCCUGCAUUAGAUGGGGAAAUAAAACAUGGAAUAUUUCUAAUACA
Molecule: messenger RNA, 4329 nt
Organism: Stegostoma tigrinum
Lineage: Eukaryota; Metazoa; Chordata; Chondrichthyes; Orectolobiformes; Stegostomatidae
Gene: npnta
Product: nephronectin a
Exons: 13
Coding region: 397-2163 (588 amino acids)
Cellular component (GO): membrane
Molecular function (GO): calcium ion binding
Source: RefSeq, a predicted model, not a curated record